AUGAAGUUCGCAUCUCUCUUCGUCCUCCUCCCCGCCCUCGCCCUGGCCUUCCCAGCACAGCAGCCGCAAGCCAGAGACAUCGACAACAAUCUUCAGCGCAGAUUCACAUGCCCUCCCAACGUGCAGGAUUUCUGCUCCGCUUCCAACAUUCACUCGGGUUGUGAGAAUGGCAAGUUUUACUCGGGGGCUAUGGAUACGUGCCGAGAAUGCCGCUGUUAA
Messenger RNA from Trichoderma gamsii, 219 nucleotides. RefSeq lists its product as hypothetical. The record is from RefSeq and is a predicted model, not a curated record. Lineage: Eukaryota; Fungi; Ascomycota; Sordariomycetes; Hypocreales; Hypocreaceae. Bases 1 to 219 code for a protein of 72 amino acids. The transcript is spliced from 2 exons.